AUGGCCACGCCGGCCUGUGCACCUGAAGGCUCAGGCGGCCCGGAGGCUGCCAGCAGUUCGACAAACUAUGUGCGGUCAGAAGAGGUGGAGCUGACGAUUCCACAUCCAGGUGAUUUCAGGCCAAAGCAGGAGGUGUGCUCACGCUCGGCAGGCCCCCGGUCGAAGCCUCGUCUUUAUCUCAGGGUUUAUCCGGCAGGGAAGGAGAUGCAAACAGGCUCCGUAUCUGCCUUCGUCGGUUUCACGUUUCCUCACGAUUGCAGGGUGCUGAAGGAUGUUACGUACAAGAUCGUUCUGCUCAACAAGACUGAGGCGAAUUGGAAGCGCGUGGGCGGUACAAGCUCAUUCUACAAGAGCCCUGCUCCUGGUUCAGGUCAAGGCCACGAGUGGGGGACCCUGGCUAUUGUGAAGGUUUCGGACAUGUUGUUGCCCGAAGCAGGUUGGCUGAAUGAUCAAGGGGAGCUGCAGUUCCGAGCCACCGCCACCAUCCCACUGGAAGCCUCGGCUCCAUGCCCGGCAUUCUGUGCACAGCUGGACCUAAGCCAAGACCUGGCUCCAGUAACCUUUCAUUUGCCCGACGGCCCGCCCUUGAUCUUCGACAAGCGCUUGUUGGUGGCACGCUCCGAGUACUUCAAAGAGAUGCUUUCAGAGGACAAGUGGAAGGAAAGUCGCACCAAUGAAAUUGACCUUACUAAGAACAGCGAGGCCAGCCAUGCGGCGUUUGGUGGAGUGCUGCGCUUCCUCCUCGGAGGGCUUUUCCAGUCCCAAGGAAACAUGGACUAUGCAUUCUCCGUCCGCCGGCUCGCCGACCAAUACCGCCUCACAGAGCUUGUGCAGCAGGUGGACAUUGACUUGGAGCGAAUAUUGUCCGAAGGUAAUGCUCUCCAGUUGUUGGGCCAAACAGUGGGCAGCGGUGGGUUUCUGGAGUCUGCUUGCCUAGACAUGCUUAAAGAGAACGAGUGCGAACUUCUCAAGCUGCAGAAGCACAAGAUCGCGCAGAUCAUGCGCGAGAACCCUCUUCUGGCUGAGAAGCUGAUGGAGCUGCUCUUAGACGUAGCAGAUACGGCUCGGGCCCAGAAGCGGACGCGAGUAAGCCGUUAA
Molecule: messenger RNA, 1098 nt
Organism: Symbiodinium natans
Lineage: Eukaryota; Dinophyceae; Suessiales; Symbiodiniaceae
Source: the annotation of a GenBank genome assembly